This is a messenger RNA of Tachysurus fulvidraco (yellow catfish), 1495 nucleotides long. RefSeq names its product aquaporin 10a (gene aqp10a). Gene Ontology annotation, cellular component: basolateral plasma membrane; plasma membrane. Gene Ontology annotation, biological process: water transport; glycerol transmembrane transport. The transcript has 6 exons. Lineage: Eukaryota; Metazoa; Chordata; Actinopteri; Siluriformes; Bagridae. Gene Ontology annotation, molecular function: urea transmembrane transporter activity; glycerol channel activity; water channel activity. The coding region runs from base 63 to 947 and encodes 294 amino acids. The record is from RefSeq and is a predicted model, not a curated record.
AGCAAGUCGAAAAAUGUGAGCAGCCUGAGAGUAGAAGGGAGACAGCAGGAACAGCUGGAAACAUGCAGAACAGCCAGGCGCAGCGCAUGAAGAGAGUAAUGAUGAAGAUGAAGGUACACAACACCUUAGUCAGACAGUGUCUGGGAGAGAUCAUUGGCACCUUUGUUCUUCUGCUGUUCGGCUGUUCCGCGGGAGCUCAGGUGAAGACCGGCAAUCAGAUGAAGGGACAGUUUCUGUCAGCCAACAUGAGCUUUGCUGUGGGGGUCAUGUGUGCCAUGUACCUCAGCAUGGGGGUUUCAGGUGCUCAUCUGAACCCUGCAGUGUCUCUAAGCUUCUGUGUAUUAGGGGAUCUUCCCUGGCGCUGCCUUCUUCCAUACUCUCUGUCUCAGUUGCUAGGGGCCUACCUCGCCUCUGCAGUAGUCUACACCAUGUACUACGAUGCUAUAAUGGAAUACAGUGGUGGGGUUUUGACUGCUUAUGGUCCUAAUGAAACUGCAUCCAUCUUUGCCACAUUCCCAACACCGGGGACGUCCCUACAGACCAACAUCUUCGACCAGGUGGUCGGCACUGCUACGCUUUUGUUGUGCAUCCUGCCCCUAAGUGAUAAAAGGAACAGACCCGCUCCUGAUGCCUUGCUCCCACCAAUCGUAGCAGCUGUUGUUUUGGGAAUAGCAAUGUCUAUGUCCUCUAACUGUGGUGGAGCCAUAAAUCCAGCAAGGGAUCUCGGACCUCGGCUUUUCACUCUCACAGCAGGCUGGGGCAUUGAAGUCUUUACGUGCUAUGAUUACUUCUUCUGGGUGCCGCUCGUGGCUCCUCUGGUUGGGGCUUUGCUGGGCUGCUUUUUAUACCAAGUCUUCAUACAAUGGCACCUCCCUGAGCCUGAACCAGAAUCAGUCAAAAGUCAAUCUCAGGAUGCUGAUAUUAUCUUAAAAGGCAUAGCCCUGUAAUGAUAAAAAAUGAUAAUGAUUCCAGAUUCUGUUAUCUUUCAUCAUUAUGAAACAGAUGUUUAUGGAGUAGAUGCCAAUUGCAGGCCAUCUCACAUGCACAAACAUACACACGCACAUUUAUUCACAACUCUGGCCGAUAUUAACUUCAAGUUCUUUUGAUAUAGAAAGUAAUUAAUAAAACUGCCACCAGAUUUGUUAAUGAUAUGAAACAGGAAAUGUAAUGUGUAGAACUAUUUCUCUAUAAUGCAUCAUAAUGAAUCAGAUGCUAUUUUAUAUAGAACACCUGCAUGUUCUACACUGAACUGGAAGCAAGUGAAGUUACUGAAGUUCCACAGUUUUACUGAAGCCUUCUUUGUCCCUCUUUAGUCUCAAUUUAGCUUUUCUACAAUACCUGUGUUAUACCUUUACUUUAUUUUUAUUUAUCUUUGUAAAGAAUAUUUUAAUAUGCCUUACUAACAUAGUAAAUUCUGAGGUAAUAUAUGCAGCACUUUACAGAAAUUUUUCUUUAACGUAUGUUUCAUUAAAGAGAUUUAUUAAAACACUAUACA